Molecule: messenger RNA, 900 nt
Organism: Lindgomyces ingoldianus
Lineage: Eukaryota; Fungi; Ascomycota; Dothideomycetes; Pleosporales; Lindgomycetaceae
Exons: 6
Coding region: 1-900 (299 amino acids)
Source: RefSeq, a predicted model, not a curated record
AUGACCGGCCGCCGCCCUCUUUUACCUCACCGAGGCAGCAGCUGUUACGCAGAGGCAACGGACGGCGCCUUGCAGCAGCCUUGUGCGGCCUCGUCUUCCACUAGCAGAAGCGCAGGCGCCAUUGACUCGGGGUUGAGGAGCCGACGGCCUGAGGCUAGCGGCGGGAGCGCGCUGAACGGGAUUUCCUGGGGUAAGCCGCCAACACCAUGGCCAGCGUCGAAUCGGGGGAGGUGGUUGGUAACCGAGGGGGCUCGUGAGGCUCGUCAAGCCCGUGUGGAAUGUUUCAUGUCCUUCGAGAAGAAGCUAAUCGGGGGAAGUGUGAGCCUCGCGCAUUCUUUCGGUAUAGCGGGCGCCGCCAUUGCAGAUGGUGAGUGGGCAACCGUUCGUUGCAUGGUCGCCGGUCUGGAUGUUCGGAUGGGUUGGCUCGCAGGCUCCCACGUCCCUCCACCAUCUUCGGUACAGGGGGAGAGUAAGAUUCGUCAUUCAUGUGUGCCAGCAGUCUCACUGAGAAAACGAGGCAAGCGAAUUCGCAGCUCGAGCAUGCCACCUGGCGAGUUCAUUCCUGCAAGACGGGUCUCUGGAAGGCUCUCGCUCUCCAGCGGCGAGGGACCAGAUGAGUACGACAGUAUGCUGCUAAUGAUAGCAACUGUAGCAGGACACAGCGAAUUAAUUGCCAUGCCCUUUGACAGUUACAUUGUACACUAUCUGUCCAGUAAUUCUUGCCCGCGCGCUGAUUGGCCGUUGCCUGAGAUGCAAAGCAACGCAAACAGCCUGAUGAUAUCUGCGCGUCUGACAAGGUCAGGGAUUGGGAUUCCGGACUCCACCGCUGGACCAGCGCGCCCAGUCCAGCAGCAGGCCCAGCACGUCCCUCCGCUCAGGCUGCUGUUCCUUGUAGUCUGA